This is a messenger RNA of Aedes albopictus (Asian tiger mosquito), 1219 nucleotides long. RefSeq lists its product as uncharacterized. Gene Ontology annotation, molecular function: adenosine kinase activity. The record is from RefSeq and is a predicted model, not a curated record. Gene Ontology annotation, cellular component: cytosol; nucleus. Gene Ontology annotation, biological process: purine ribonucleoside salvage; purine nucleobase metabolic process. Lineage: Eukaryota; Metazoa; Arthropoda; Insecta; Diptera; Culicidae.
AAAAUGGCGAUUUGUCAAACAAAAUACGAAGUUAAUUUAUUUCACUAAAUCCGGGAUCGUGAUAAAUAAUCAAAUUUACAUUCUCAUUCGUAAGUACGGCUAAAUCCUUGGUGUUUUUGGUGUGAAGGUUUGCAAUUAUUAGUGAUUAUUCGUCAAAAUUCGCAAAAUUUGUGAUGAAAAAUCAUCUUGUUUUUGUUUUGAAAGGGUUCACGCUAAUUAGGACGAAUGAGAUGGAGGUCGAAAACUUUCUGCGUCAAUUGGUACGAGGGGUCCUUCGAUUGACGAUCCGUCGUCCGAGAUGUGUCAAAGUCUGCAAAAUCUUCGUGUGCUUUUGAUUCGCGAUUUCGGCGAUUUCCCUCUUCGGGUUCGGUUUUGGUUGUUCCCGCGGUGCGAUUAGUGGUGUGGUGGUUCUUCACGGUCGCGGCACGGUCCUUCCUGCAGUGAUAACAAAGUUUAGUUGCUCACGAGUAAUCACCAGGGGUACGCACACUUUGCGCGGAGAACGGAUUCUGGACCCUUAGUGCUUCCCAGGCGGAUCAUCCGGAUAAAAAUGACAAAUUUGCGGGACGGACUCUUGCUAGGAUGUGGCAACCCGCUGCUGGAUAUCUCGGCAGCUGUGGAUGAGCAAUUCCUUGCCAAGUACGAGAUGUUGCCAAACAAUGCCAUUCUCGCCGAAGAGAAGCACAUGCCAAUCUACAAGGAGCUAGUAGAAGAGUGCAACGCCGAAUACAUCGCCGGCGGUAGCGUUCAGAAUUCGUUCCGGGUGGCGCAGUGGGUUCUCCAACGGCCGAAUGUGGCCGUUUUCUUCGGGUGCGUCGGAGAGGACAAGUAUUCGGAUAUUCUUCUGGAGAAAGCCACGCAAGAUGGGGUGAACGUGCAGUACCAGUUCUGCAAGGAAACGCCUACUGGGACGUGUGCCGUGUUGAUUACCGGAACUCAACGGAGCUUGUGUGCAAAUCUGGCCGCGGCAAACAGCUUCACGGUGGAUCAUCUGAAGAAUGCGGAAAACGAAAAGUACCUACAGAACGCGGAGUAUUUCUACAUCUCCGGAUUCUUCCUGACCGUUAGCUUGGAGAGCAUUUUGACGGUGGCCAAGCAUGCUCUCUCCAAGGACCGGCUGUUCAUGAUGAACCUGAGUGCGCCAUUCAUUCCACAGUUUUUCAAGGAUAACUUGGACCAAGUGAUGCCAUAUAUUGAUAUUUUGUUUGGCAACGAAACU